AGAGUUUCCUUCCGCCUGAUUUUCUGCCCCACCCCGCCUGUGGAGGGGAGCGAUACAGCGGCCUCCUGGGUGCUUGGGCCCACCCCCCACGAAAGACAGCUCACAGCCCGGCUGCACCCACGGGGGACAUUCGCACACACUCCCCUCACCGACCCCCGCACCGCUCACCACGCCGGAAGCGGCGGUGACGCGUUCCCAGGCCGCCUAUCAGGGCGCUGCCGGAAGCACGCCCCGCGCCGGAGUGGUGCGGGGUGUGGAGUGCGGGGGCGAUGCCGGGUAGGAAAUCAGCCAAGGAGAAGAAGCGGCGGCGAUCGCGCUCCUGCUGCCCGGAGGGAGCCCCGGGGCCGGGCGGCAGCGAGAGAAAGCGGCGGAGUACCGAGUCCAGCCACGGUGCCGCGGAGGAAGCAAAAUGCAAUGUACCAACCGGAGAGAAAGUGGAAGAAGAUGAACAACCCAGUGAUAUAGAAGAAGGAGGAUUAGAUCUCAGUGUGUCACUCAAACCUGUCAGUUUCUACAUUGCGGACAAAGAAGAAAUGCUGCAGCAGUGUUUUUGUGUUAUAGGAGAGAAAAAACUACAGAAGAUGCUGCCUGAUAUUUUAAAGAACUGUUCCAUGGAUGAAAUCAAAGAGCUUUGCUUGGAGCAGUUGGAGCUGUUAUCUGAAAAAAAACUGUUGAAGAUACUUGAAGGCAAGGUUGGAGCCGAGUCUGAUACGGACGAGGAGGCAGAUGGAGGAGAAAAGACUGGAGGUGAAUCAGUCAGUCAGCAGGACAACAGUAUAGACUCUACUUCUUCUCUGAGAGACGAAAACAAGCUGGAAAGUCAGGAGGCAAAACAAGGCAAGGGAGAAGAUAGUGAUGUCCUCAGCAUAAAUGCAGAUGCAUAUGAUAGUGACAUAGAAGGCCCAUGCAAUGAAGAAGACUGCCCAGACAUGCAAGAAAUUACUGUCAAAAGUGAAGCUGGUCAGAUAGAUGACCUUGAGAAAGACAUUGAGAAAAGUGUGAAUGAGAUUCUGGGAUUGGCAGAAUCCAGUCCAAAGGAGACCAAAGCAGAAACCUUAGCUGUUCCUCCAUCAGAAGAUGUUCAGCCAUCAGCACAGCAGCUGGAGCUUCUCGAGCUUGAGAUGAGGGCCAGAGCUAUUAAGGCUCUGAUGAAAGCUGGUGAUAUGAAAAAUCAGCUCUGAGAUUGUUUUGGUUUAGUUUUCAAGUAUUUGUU
Messenger RNA from Calypte anna (Anna's hummingbird), 1213 nucleotides. It is a transcript of the gene CAAP1, whose product is annotated as caspase activity and apoptosis inhibitor 1. The record is from RefSeq and is a predicted model, not a curated record. The transcript is spliced from 6 exons. NCBI's taxonomy places the organism in Eukaryota, Metazoa, Chordata, Aves, Apodiformes, Trochilidae. The coding region runs from base 270 to 1181 and encodes 303 amino acids.